UCUCCGCUCAGGCGGACGCGCGGGCGCCCGGGCGCUGCGCCGCCGGGACCCGGGAGGCUCAGCCGGCCGGCGCGGGGGCGCGGCCAGAGCGCAGCGGGGCGCCCGGGCGGGGUCCGCGCCGAGCCGCCGCCUCGGCCGGCUGGUCCCUGCGGCGGCUGCCUGGGCUGCCCGGGCGCACGGCCCUUCGCCAUGUAUACCUUCGUGGUGCGCGACGAGAACAGCAGUGUCUACGCCGAGGUCUCUCGGCUGCUCCUCGCCACCGGCCACUGGAAGAGGCUGAGACGAGACAACCCCAGGUUUAACCUGAUGCUGGGAGAGAGGAACCGCCUGCCCUUCGGGAGACUGGGUCAUGAGCCUGGGCUAAUGCAGUUGGUGAAUUACUACAGAGGGGCUGACAAACUGUGCCGAAAAGCUUCCUUAGUGAAGCUACUCAAGACGAGCCCAGAACUGGCUGAGUGCUGCACAUGGUUCCCUGAGUCCUAUGUGAUCUAUCCAACUAAUCUUAAGACUCCAGUUGCUCCAGCGCAGAAUGGAAUCCAACCACCCAUCAAUAACUCAAGGACAGAUGAAAGAGAGUUCUUCCUGGCUUCUUACAACAGAAAGAAAGAAGAUGGAGAGGGUAACGUUUGGAUUGCAAAGUCAUCAGCUGGUGCCAAAGGUGAAGGCAUUCUCAUCUCCUCCGAGGCUUCAGAGCUUCUCGAUUUCAUAGACAACCAGGGCCAAGUGCACGUGAUCCAGAAAUACCUUGAGCACCCUCUGCUUCUCGAGCCGGGUCACCGCAAGUUUGACAUUCGAAGCUGGGUCUUGGUGGAUCAUCAGUAUAAUAUCUACCUCUAUAGAGAGGGUGUGCUUCGGACUGCUUCAGAACCAUAUCAUGUUGAUAACUUCCAAGACAAAACCUGCCAUUUGACCAAUCACUGCAUUCAAAAGGAGUACUCAAAGAACUAUGGGAAGUAUGAAGAAGGGAAUGAAAUGUUCUUCGAGGAGUUCAAUCAGUACCUAACAAGUGCUUUGAACAUUACCCUAGAAAGUAGUAUCUUACUACAAAUCAAACAUAUAAUAAGAAGCUGCCUCCUGAGCGUGGAGCCUGCCAUCAGCACCAAGCACCUCCCUUAUCAGAGCUUCCAACUCUUCGGCUUCGACUUUAUGGUGGAUGAGGAGCUGAAGGUCUGGCUCAUUGAGGUCAACGGUGCCCCUGCUUGUGCUCAGAAGCUUUACGCAGAACUGUGCCAGGGCAUCGUGGACAUAGCCAUAUCCAGCGUCUUCCCACCCCCAGAUAUGGAAGCACCGCAGACCCCACCGGCCGCCUUCAUCAAACUGUGAUGCCCAGAGCUGCCUUGGAAAAAGCUGAGGGCCCUGCGCCAGGGGCUGGUGAGAUGGCCGAAUUGCUCAUGACCAAGCCAAAGCGAGGGGAAGGAAGGCAACUCGAAAAGAUGGGACGGAAGAGAGCAUGUGAGCAGGGAAGGCGACUCCCCCAGUGUAGGUUGCUAGGGGAGUGGCCCAGGUGGAGCUCUCAACAAUGCUGCCAAGACUUUUGAAAACUGAAGCAGAUGUCUCUGAAGGAAGAGCAAAAUAUUCUUCUAAGGGGAGACAGCCAGGGAUUUGGUUGUUUUAGGUUCUCAUCCUUCAAAACAACCUUGGUACUCAAAGGCAGCCUUGUGAGUAGAGAACUUUCCCCUGUCUCUGGGGAUAGUGGGCCUCCAGGACCUCUGGUUGGUGCCCCCCACCUGCUAUAGCCCCAGUGCCUUAACUCUGUACCCGCUGCAGCUCCGCUGUUCUGGGACUUGGAGUGGACGUCAAAGCAUCUUGGAGGUCACCCAUGUGUUCCCCGCUCAUCCUCUCAUGACAUCCUGCCCCCUAAACUCUGGACAAGCAUGCACCAACAGUCCUUAGUUUCAUGCUAUGCGCCAGCCUCUUGGCAAAGGCGGUUUUUCUCAUCACCUUCCUGAUGGUGUUUGGUCAGUUGCCGGUCAGGGUUCCUGUAGGUCAGGCCCAGAGCAAACUGCUGCUCUAGGUCUGCUCUCUGCAUGUUUUAGAAACAAAGUGGCAAGUCUGCCCUGAACAUGUAAGCAUCAUAUAAGCAUGAGAGAGAAAAAACAUAUCUUGCUUUGCUUAAAUAGGUUGGGUGUGGUGGGUCUUUGAAAAUAUGAGGAUUUUUCAGUUAUCUUUGUUUUAACCAGAAUGCUAAAUGCAGCUUUGCAAAUUUCCCUUGACUAUUUUUUAGAUCUUUGUCAAAAAACCUUUAGGAGUCAGGAGAAAGUAGAAUUCCAGUCUCCAUUCCCCUCCUUCAGCUGGCCCUGCCCCAGACACAGUAGCUGCCCCCUCCUCCCCCCACACACACUUUUGUUCUCCUGUUCUCCUUCAGCAGGGGUGGAAGUUUUGUUCCAGGAAGGGUUCUAUGCCUACCUGUACCUGCAGGCACCAGGAGACUGUAUGUCUUGCCUAAAUGGGAAAGUCUUCUCCAGUGGAAGAGAAGUGGUUUCAGAGCUCCACGCAGUGUUUUGUGAGUUUCAACAGAUGUAGCUUCUAUGUACUAGACGGGCUAAUCCUUUAUAGGCUUUUCAAGAGGCCACAGUACUAGCAAUGGGAAGAACAUGAUGUCAUUUGUGUUCGACGUGAACUGAGUUAAUAGGCCCUUCUUCUGGUGUCCUGGAAACCACAGCAGACCCAUUGAACGCUGCACUCCACCCCAGAACACGGCACGUUCUUUCUCCAUGCAUAUGUGUGCUCCAGUAUUCGUUUCUACUUGGCCUAGAAAACAUUUCUGCAGUCAGAUGAGACUUUAACAAAAGAGAAAAAAAUGCAACACCUUGAACAUGAUGAGAUAUAAGAGCUUACAGUGAGAAAAGGGAUAAUGAUAGGAAUUAUUUAAUAGGUGCACAGUAGGGGGUGAUUGGAUGUGAGCAUGUUACGUUAGGUUAAGUGAAAAUGGGCCCAAUUGCAUUGGCUCUUGUGGGAAUUUGGAAUUACAAAAUAAAAUUCCUGGUGGUUACCCAGCAUACAAAUUAUAAAAGUUUGCAUGUAGAGCAAAGUAAAAAUCAUUGGUAAUAGUGAAUCCUAGAGGCCCAGUGCAGUGAUGGAUUAGUGCUUGGAAACUUCUGAGAAAGGAAUGAGGUCUGAUCAGAUCACAGGAGUUGCACACCCAUUUAGAAAGGAUGGAGUACUGGGUCCUUGUCAAGCUAAGUGGGCUGAUAACAGGAAAAGCAUGAAAGUUUUUGUAAUGAUGUCAUAUGCUAAUUGCACAAAUGUGUAAUUAUCUUUUGAACCCAAAUUAUAGGGACAUUCAAAAGUUUUCUGGUCUUUCCAGUGACAGAGCUAAGAAUUCAGUUGUUAGGAAACCUGUGAAUCUUGAAGGAUUUUCUAAGAAACCUAAAUCAAUAGCAUAUGUGUGAGGGAAGUAAGACUUUAAAAAAAAUAGAAAAAGUUAUAUUUCAUUCCUCAUGUGACUUCAAAUAAGUAUCUAUUUUCUGCACUUAUUUAUUUUUAAAAUUUUUAAAGAAUUUUUUAUUUCUAUUUUUUUAAAUAUGUGGGGUCUUGCUUUGUCACGCAGGCUGGAGUGCAGUGACUAUUCAUAGUUAUACUCAUAUCUCACUGCAGCCCUGAGCUCCUGGACUCAAGCAGUCCUCCAACCCCAACCUCCCAAGUAGCUGGAACUGUAGGCAUGAGCCACUGCAUCCAGCUUUACACGUUUAUUUCUGAUUAGGUGAGACAGUUGGCUCAGAGCUCUUCUAUACCCUCCAAGGUAUCCUUGGCACAGAGGGUCAUGCCUGGUUCCUGCCAGGCUUCACGCUUUUAGUAUACGUAGGUGCUGCCAGCUGCCAGGGGAGAAGGCAUUAUUUAUUUGGAAAUGUCAAUUCCAAUCUCAGCUCUGUCAUUUGACUGCACAGUAUGUGUAUCAGAUGAGCCCCUUAACCUCUCUGUGCCUUAGUUUCUUAGCUUAUGAAAGAGAUUGUUGCCUGACCCAGGGACUACCUCAAGGGCUUUUAGUGAGAACAAAUGAGAGUGAGAAGACUCAAGAGCCUUUAAUGCCAAGGUUCUCAGCACCGACUACAUGCUGGAAUCCCUUGUGAAGCUCUUAAAAAUGUGGGUGCCCACACUUCCCCACUUCCUCCACCACUGGCCAGUUAAAUCAGAACCUCAGACAACAAUAUGUCUUAAGAUGCCUUGAACCCCUGCUCGAGAAGGAAGGGAAGACACAGUAUCACCUUGGAAGAAUUGCGUAAGGCUGAUGGCUUUUAAAACAUCCUUUCUGUUAACACAGUCAUCUCUUUACAAAUGACCAGAUGUUGAUAAUACGUAUUCAUCUGUGAUCUCAGCAGAUUCCCUCUUUGCUUCUCAUCGCAGCUUCUGGUGACUCAGGCGUCCUUUCAUUUACAUAAAUAAUUUAUGAAACUUUCACAGCAAGUGUAAACGGACAUGAAAUUUUAAAUCUGCUAAAUAUGUGUUGAAUCAAUGAAUUAUUGAGAGAAAAGCCCCUUCCCUCACACAUAGUUCCUACGGUAAUUAUAAAUCUGUUUUACCAAGGACAUUUAAGUGCCUCCGUGCCGUAUGAUUUACGGGGAGCAGGUGCUGGCAUACUUACCAGCUGACGUGAUGUUUCCCUAGCUCUUCAGGAUGGUAAUUACAUAUGUGGAAUAUCUGGGAGUGCGGGAGACGGCUGGGAUGGUCAGAACCAGCAUGUGGCAGGGAUGCUACAAAGCACGUUUCAUUACAUUCUACAUUGUGUCAAGUAGAGGGAAUCCAGACUUGUGGGUGUGGUGAGGGGGAGAAGGCAUUAGCAAAGACAGGGCAGCAGAGUGGGUUCUGUGUAGCGUGUGGGUGCUAUAGAGAAAAUUCAGUGAUACACAUGUCUCUGAUCCUGGAUGCAGAAUCUGUACUGAAGAGGAAAUGACUUCUGAAAUAAGGUAAUUUUAUGAAUGUUUAAUAUGCCUGGAGCAUUCAAGUAAAGGAACGAUACUGCAAGUGUCUUCGUCCCCUUUGGUUCUAUCAUCUUGUGGGUGUUGCUGUCCUGGAAUAUCACUGGUGGUUUAAAUCCAUGAUCUCAUCAUUCAAGGGUAAGGAGACUAUUUUCUGUAAAGAGCCAGAUAGUACAUCUGCUAGGCUUUACAAGCCAUAUAGGGUCUCUCUCGUAUAUUCUUUGUCUUUGCCCCUAACUCUUUAAAAAUGCAAACAUUGUUCUAAGCUCAUAGGCCAUUCAAUAGUAGGCCAGAUGGUGCCAUGGUUUGCUGACCCCAGGAUGUUACCCAAUACAUAAACCAGUAGAUCGUGCUUCAGACCUGAUGAGCUGCUCUGGAAGCACUGAGACAGUUUCAGCUGCUGAAAUCCAGCCCCUCAUUUCUCACACGUCUUGUGCAUCAUCUGCCUCAUGACGCAAAUUGUGACGUGUGACCCACGCUGUGAAGGAAAGUCAUAUGUGCAUCAAAUAUGGGGCAGAGGUGGAAGGACGUCCACAAUACCCAGAAGGCCAAGAAGUUCUUGCUAAGUAUUUCACCAAGGCCAGGUCUAUAAAAACCUAUAAACUUCACACACCUUAUGUACUUGUAAGUAGAAAGGGCUUGAUUUAUGCAAACUGCCAUUAACUUACAACUUCCUGUGCAGUAAACCUGAAGGCUUUGGGCUUCUUUUCCGUGUAUGUCUGGCCUGCCUCUUCAUGGCUGCUUCCAGUCCAUAAAUAUACUGCUGGCACAGAAGAAAGUCCUUCCAUGCCAGAAACCCUAGCAUGGGCAUCUUACGCCAAACAAGUUUCAAUGCAACAUGACCCACUCCCACUAGACUUAGAGGAGAUUGCACAGACAGAGCGCAGGGACAAGCAGGCGUGGGCCCAGGCAGGCAGGGAUUUAGGAGCCUGGGUCCGUAAAAAGUUUUUGGAGGGCUUCAUUGAGAGUCUGGUCCAGUUUGCUGUCAGCAGCUGUUUCUUCUCCUUAAAGAAUCUGAAGUUCUGGCUUGGCAUCAGCCACAUACACCAAGGCUGGCAGGUUCGAGCCCAGCCCGGGCCAGCUAAACAACAGUGACAACUGCAACCAAAAAAAAAAAAAAUCUAGGCGUUGUGGUAGCACCUGUAGGCCCAGCUACUUGUGAGGCUGAGGCAAGAGAAUCACUUAAGCCCAAGAGUCUGAGGUUGCUGUGAGCUCUGACACCAUGGCACUCUACUAAGGGCAACAUAGUGAGACUCUGUCUUUAAAAAAAAAAAAAGAAUCUAUCUCCCACAGCCCCAGAAGUUUUCCUCAAGUGUCCCCUGUCUUAGUCCAUUUGGUGCUGCUAUAAUGGAAUACCAUAGUCUGGGUAAUUUAUAAGGAAAGUAAAUUAUUUGGCUCAUGGUUCUGAAGGCUGGUUAAGUCUUUGAUGGGCUGCAUCUCAUGAGGACCUUUUUGCUGCACUAGCCCAAGGCAAAAGGCAUCACAUGGUGAGAAAAGAAAAGGGCUGAACUCAUCCUUUUAUCAGGAACCUACUUCUGAGAUAACCAGCCCACUCCUGCAACCAUGAUAACAUCAUUAAUCCAGUCACCUCUUAAAGGUCCUACCUUUCAAGGUUGCAUUGUGGAUUAAAUUUCCAACACAUCUACUUUGGAGGACACAUUCAAACCAUAGUAAUGCCUAAAGGCAAAGGAAAAUAGGUCCCUAUCCCAUGCAAUACUUGAUGGCACAAUUUGAAGAUGUCUGCAAGAAAAGUUCCUUUUAAAAAUGCAUGAGAUUAGGGUGGCACCUGUGGCUCAGUGAGUAGGGCGCUGGCCCCAUAUACUAAGGGUGGUGGGUUUGAGCCCGCUCCCGGCCAAACUGCAACAAAAAAAUAGCUAGGCAUUGUGAUGGGCACCUGUAGUCCCAGCUACUCAGGAGGCUGAGGCAAGAGAAUUGCCUAAGCCCAAGAGCUAGAGAUUGCUGUGAGCUGUGACGCUGUAGCACUCUACUGAGGGCAACAAAAUGAGACUGUCUCUAAAAAAACAAAACAGGGGCGGCACCUGUGGCUCAAGGAGUAGGGCGCUGGUCCCAUAUGCCAGAGGUGGCGGGUUCAAACCCAGCCCCGGCCAAAAAAAAAAUAAAAAUAAAGAAAGCAAAACAAAACAUGAGAUUAGUAAAGUAUCUCAAAAUGGAAGAAAAAGUAUCCAGUGUACUCAGUACUUUUAUGAAAACAAUUUAUAAUCACUCACACUUUAAUAUGAAAGAUAAAUCACAACUAUAGCCCAGGAUGUAGGAGGGAAGAGAAGGGAGAUGCGAGGGGAGGGGAGAGGUUUGAUGGAAGGAGAAUAAACAGUGGGACCACACCUAUGGAGCAUAUUGCAAGGGUACAUGUCAUAUCUACUAAGUAUAGAAUAUAAAUGUCUUAACACAAUAAUUAAUGGAGACCGUAUAUUAACUAAUUGGAUCUAAGCAUUCCAAAUUGUAUAUAAAAUCAGCACAUUGUACCCCAUCAAAGUAUUAAUGUAUACAUGAUCUAUGUGUAUAUGACUUAAUAAAAAAAUUAUAAUAAAAAGAUAAAAUAUUAAAAAAAUUUUCUCAAAUAUAGCCAUUUCAUAACUCAGGUCAUGAUUAUAUGAAUUAUUAUAGUCCAAAUAAAUAAAAGGAAUAAAGACACAAUAAAAACAUUUUUUAAAAAUUAAAAUGCAUGAGAGGUGGCCAGGCGCAGUGGCUCACACCUGUAAUCCUAGCACUCUGGGAGGCCAAGGCAGGUGGAUUGCCUGAGCUCAUGAGUUCAAGACCAGCCUGAGCAAGAGCAAGACCCUGUUUCUAAAAAAAUAGCCAAGGAUUGUGGUGGGCACCUGUAAUCUCAGCUACUUGGGAGGCUGAGUCAAGGGGAUCACUUGAGCCCAAGAGUUUGAGGUUGCUGUGAGCUAUGAAGCCACACAUUCUACAAAGGGCAACAAAAUGAGACUCUGUCUCAAAAAAAAAAAACAAACAAAAAGGCCGGGCGUGGUGGCUCACGCCUGUAGUCCCAGCACUGUGGGAGGCCAAGGCAGGUGGAUUGCCUGAGCUCAGAGGUUCAAGACCCAUAUGAGCAGCAGUGAGCCAGAGUAAGACCCCAUCUCUACUAACAACAUCAAAAACAGCCAGCACCGCAGGAGAAAGAAGAAAAUCAACAAAAAAGGAGUACUUCAAACAAAGAAGAAUGAACAAGCACACUGAAAUUAAAAAAACAAACAAA
This is a messenger RNA of Nycticebus coucang (slow loris), 8136 nucleotides long. RefSeq names its product tubulin tyrosine ligase (gene TTL). NCBI's taxonomy places the organism in Eukaryota, Metazoa, Chordata, Mammalia, Primates, Lorisidae. Gene Ontology annotation, biological process: protein modification process. The coding region runs from base 190 to 1323 and encodes 377 amino acids. The record is from RefSeq and is a predicted model, not a curated record. The transcript has 7 exons.